Molecule: messenger RNA, 2614 nt
Organism: Notothenia coriiceps (black rockcod)
Lineage: Eukaryota; Metazoa; Chordata; Actinopteri; Perciformes; Nototheniidae
Gene: wnt10b
Product: wingless-type MMTV integration site family, member 10b
Exons: 5
Coding region: 97-1470 (457 amino acids)
Biological process (GO): multicellular organism development; cell fate commitment; canonical Wnt signaling pathway
Cellular component (GO): extracellular region
Molecular function (GO): cytokine activity; frizzled binding
Source: RefSeq, a predicted model, not a curated record
AGCUUAUACGUUACGCUAACGUUAGCAUUACUGCUCCGCUCACCUGAGAAGUGACUCGAGACCUCAGGUUGUGGCAGGCUGGUAGAUGAUGAAGUGAUGGAGAUGUUAGGAGGCCACGGCCAUUGUGAUGCUGGGUGGCUGUUAGUCUGGAACUGCCAUCUGCCGAAAGGUCAGUUGCUAGGGGACGAUUCUCCUGGACCGUGUCUGCCUCCCAGCUGCCAUCCACACUCCCACUCAGAUGCACACACACUCAAGGUGCUGUGUAAUGAUAUUCUCAACCUGAAGGUGGCAGGAGAUCCAGUGCUAACCCCUAACUCAGUGUGCCUGAGGCUGGCAGGCCUCAGCAAGCGUCAGAUGAGGAUGUGUGUGCGAAGCCCCGAUGUGACGGCCUCCGCUCUGCAGGGCAUCCAGGUGGCCAUUCACGAAUGCCAGCACCAGCUCCGGGAUCAGCGCUGGAAUUGCUCCUCACUGGAGGGACUUGGCAAGCUUCCCCACCACAACACCAUCCUCAACAGGGGUUUUCGCGAGAGUGCCUUCUCCCUGGCCCUGUUGGCAGCGGGCGUGGCUCACUCUGUGGCCUCGGCCUGCAGCAUGGGCAAGCUGCGGGGGUGUGGCUGUGAGGCCAAGCGUCGCCAGGACGAUGACAAGAUCCGCCUGAAACUCACACAGCUGCAGCUGCAGACCCUGCAGAAGGGUGGAGUAGGCCUCGCCAUGUCACGAUCGUUACCCUCAGAGCUCAACGGUCACCAUGGCGACCUGCCCGCUAACCUGCGCUCCACCCAUCCCUCGGCCCUGCUCAAGCCCAUACCAGAUGAGCUGAGCUCCAUGCAGGAGACGUGGGAGUGGGGGGGUUGCAGCCAUGACGUCCGUUUUGGGGACCGUUUUUCCAGGGACUGGCUGGACUCCCGCGGCUCUCCAAGAGACAUCCACGCUCGCAUGAGGAUACACAACAACCGUGUGGGACGACAGAUAGUGACUGACAACAUGAAGAGGAAGUGCAAAUGUCACGGGACAUCAGGGAGCUGCCAGUUUAAGACCUGCUGGCAUGUGUCUCCAGAGUUCCGGCUUGUGGGUUCUCUACUCAGGGAAAAGUUCUUGUCAGCCAUCUUUGUCAACUCCCAGAACAAGAACAAUGGGGUUUUCAACCCUCGAACAGGAAACAGCGCCGGCGGAAGCACAGGCGGACCCAACAGAGGUCGCCGACGGACCAUGUCCAGAGAGCUGGUGUACUUUGAGAAGUCUCCUGACUUCUGUGAGCGCGAUGCCUCUGUAGACUCUCCAGGUACACAAGGACGCAUUUGCAACAAAACCAGCUACAGCACAGACAGCUGCGGCUCGCUGUGCUGCGGCCGCGGACACAACAUCCUGAGACAGACACGCAGUGAGCGCUGCAACUGCAGGUUCCACUGGUGUUGCUACGUGCUGUGUGAGGAGUGUCGUCUCACAGAGUGGGUCAGUGUGUGCAAGUAGAUCUUGUCCCAGAUGCCUUUACCUAUCCCAGACUCAAGAUGGUGAGCCUGUCCCCUCUCCCACUCCUUUUGUUCGAGCCUUUGUUUUCCUCCUUGUGUAACUCUCCCAGAAGUCUGUUUAUCCCCCCUUUCCUUUUUUUGUGUCCAUCAUCUGGGAUCUAUUUUCUCUUUGUAGCCGCUGUUAUUCUCAAAAUGCCAAGUCAGAGAUUGAAGAGGUGACUCACGACAUUUGUCCUGCUAUGGUUGUUUAGACGCUGCCCUCUCAGCCAUGAAAACAGCAAAUACCCAAUCUUUUCUAUCCCACCAAACAAAGCAACAGUGAACAGCAAAGAAACAUUCCUGUUGUAGACAUUUCUAUAUGUCUACAUGAUGACUCAUCACAUUGUAUAAUAGGUGUGUAUUUCAAUCUGUACAUGUAUAUUUGUAAAUGUAUUAUUAUUAAUAUUAAGAUUGUGUUGUGCCUUUCUUUUUGGUUAUAGUUACUGACAGACUUAUGCGUAAGAGUGGUUUAGUGCUGUAAAACAGAUCAAUUGAUAUCACAUUGAACUGGUCUCUUCUGAUGAUCAUCAAGAUACAUCCAUCUGUUUUCAACCGGUAUCCGGAGUCGGGUUUGCGGAGUAAGCAGAUUUCCAAGAUAUUAACUCCAUUUGAAUGUCUUGCACCUGUGGCUAGAAAAGGGCCACAAUACUUAUUUUGAAUAAGUCAGAACAUUUAGACAAGGCUUUAACUAAUGGAAGAAGGAAAUUGUUUUUUUGUGGUUUUUAACUGACUGAUACAUCUGAUAGAUCUCAGGACAGAGAGAACACUUGUAUACUGGUAAAACUAAAAGUGGCAAAGUCCUGAAAUUCCUAAGGCUGAACCACUAACACAAUGUUGGUUAUGCAAACCGUUCGAACGUUAGAAAAUGGUCGCAGGUAGUCAUAUUUUUGUAUGAAUAUAGCUGUGAUACAAUGUGUCAUUUUUCUUAUGAAUUGAUGACAGAGCGCUUCUUAUUCUGUGCUUUCUUUUGUCAAUUUUGUCCGAGUACUCCUUAAAUUCUUCCCACAUGUAGUACAUGUCAAAGUGAGAGAUGGCUUUAGUCUUGAACUGAUGCUGAAGGAAGUGUGUGUGUGUGUGUGUGUGUGUGUUUGUGUGUGUGUGUGUGU